GAGCGCGAUCCGAGCGGCAGCGGCAUUGCGGGGAAAAUGGUGAAUGUGAUCAGGGCAUGGCGAAGGACUGUCUCGUGUUGGGCAACCUACCUAGUUCGCACGAAGCACGAGCAGGAAGAAUGAUGAAAAUGGGAGGCGCUGAAAACGGGAGAAGCCUUCACAUGUGCUUACCUCAAGGACGAGCGCCGGGGUCCACAAACCCAUUGACUGGUGGCAUUCCACCGACCGGUGGUGAUCACGAUGUUGAAGAUGCUUCAUCUCCUGCGUUGGGUGGUGGCCAUGUUGACAAUGUGCAUGAUCCUCUUGUGUGGAAGACUCUGAGGAACGAGGAGAAGAGCUGGGCUCUAGUGGAGAAGAAGAGCGAUAUCGUAUGCAAUCUUCUUGAUAAGGAAACGCAGGGAGAGCAGCAGCGGCAGCACCAGGUGAAACAGCUGCGAAAGACCAGUUUGCGUUGUUAUCCUCCGCUGCAUGGUCAGCAGUUCACAUACGAGCCGCUGCACGAGUUGUCCCCGAAAAUCCAGCGGCUUCCUAGCACUGAUCGCGCAUUGACUUGUGAUAAAGUACUGAGCGAUCUCGACAUGGAAGAGAUGAUGCGUGCGGAGUGUGCGGCCAACACGGCGUUUUCAGGGCGGUUGAUACGGCAUUUGGGCGGGGAUGAAGAGUCCUGUCCGGCGUGGGGAGCAGGGCUCCCGUCGGAGCAUUUUCACCGCCUUUCGCAGUGGCGUUCAAAGGAAGAAACGGGAGGGAGUUCGUGCGAGGAAGGCGGGUUUUACGGUGAUGACGAUGGCGGAGGGGGCUUCGGAUGCGCAGCCGCAGCCUCGUCUGCCGCAUGUGCUUCGACGAUGCCUGCUCCUGCUCUUGCUCCUACUCCUGCUUGGCACAGGCGAUCGUCCAAUCUGUCCGGGGAGGAUAUGGGACAGCUGCAGCAGAAGGUGAAGCUGAUGUGUCGUUUCGGCGGACAGAUUCGCUCGACUGGACUGGACAAUCGGCUUACGUACGUUGGGGGCGACACGCGGAUCCAGACCGUCAAUCGUGACGUGUCCUAUGCGGAGCUGAUGAAGAAGCUCACCGACUUUUACGGGCAGCCGCUGAUACUAAAGUAUCAAUUGUCGAACGAAGGUCUGGAUACCCUCGUUACGGUUUCCUGCGAGGAGGACCUGGUCAAUAUGAUGGAGGAGUACGACGCGGAAGUACGAUCGGAGAGGACGGGCGCCAGGCUGAAAGUGUUCCUCUUCCCUGCGUCUGAAUGGGACUUGAUGCCGUUGCCUGCGCCGCCGGUACCGCUGGGGAGGGGCCGCGUUGCACAUGCCCUGAUAGCUCAUCCCCCCUCUCCUCGGCCAGCUGCUUCGGUGUCUGGCGCAUCACUGGGGGCUACCCAAUCUCAUGCUGCAUUAGCUUAUGAAUACGGAGGUGGUGCAGGAGGUGCGGAUCACCACACGUAUGACAUGGUAGAAGCUCAAGUCCAACUGAUGGGAGAGGGGGGUGCCGGUCAACAGCAUCACCAUCUUCAGCAUUACCAGAACCAGCAACAGCAACAGGUGAAGGAGGUUCUGGGGUAUGUGGAGUCCCCUCGCGUACGACCGUCUUUGGAUCGCUCUGUUUUGGACGGCGCCCUGGCUAACGUAGGGGAGGCUCCCGGCAAUUGCAAUGCGGCUUCUAGUCAGCCACAAAUGGAAGGUCCUGUUGCUGGAGGAGGGGGUGCAGUGGUUGCUGGUCCAGGACAGUACCAUCACGAUCAUUCGCCUUAUCAGCAGCAUCCUGUUGUCUCGCCCUUGGUAUCCUCAUCUCCUCGCCAUCCGCAGCAGCAACACCACCCUGCAGUUCAUCUCCUCGUCGAGCAGCAGCAGCAGCAGCAGCAGCAGCAGGAGCAGCAGAGCGAACAACAGCAAGAGCAGCAGCAUACUCAUCAAGUGGCCCAUCACGCUGGCAAAGGGGCGCCGCCGCUGGGUGCUUUAUUGAAUUUCGAUCACUUCAAGAAAACCCAGUAUUUGUUGCUAACUGGGCCUACAUCUCAAGCGGCGUCUGCACCGCUGCACACAGGCUCGAUUCAGUCGCCACCGUAUCACUCGCACGUGAUGUCUCCGGGCAGAUCGGGGAGGUCUCAGCAGCCACUGCAGUCGGGUUCGGUGCAGGCUGCAAGCUCUCCACGUGCGACCUUCUCAGCAGUCAAGAACGGGGUGCAGGGGAAUGACGAGGCAGGAGGUGGAGCGGUGGUGGGAGUAGGGGGGCGUUCGGAGGCAGAGAUAUACGCCGGUCGAGCUGACGUUAAUUGUGAUGCUGCCAUGAACAGGCCUUUAGUUGGCGCUGGCCACCUGCGGACGGUGGGGAAUUGCUCCUCUCCCAGGGAGCAGAAACAACAGGAAGGCGGGGGGGGUUCUCCUUAUGGCGCGUUGAUGCAACCUCCAGGCCUGACGAUGGAUGCCGCUUGUUGCUCUCCUUGCCAUCGUGCACUUGGAGGUGGAGUUGGAGAUGGCGGAAUGGUUGUUCCCGCUCCUGCCUCCCAGCACAUAGCUGCUCAAGGUUUUGAAAUUCCGCAAGAUCCGACCUCGCCGCUCGUCAGGCGCAUAGAUGGAAGGGGGGGGGCAGCGGACUCGAACCUUAACACUAUGGGGGCGACAUGGCGCGCGGAGGCAGCGGAGGUGUUUGUGUCUGCGCAAUCCCCACGGGGGGGGGGUGGACUCGCUGGGGUGGAGAGGUCUCGACAGCAGGAGUCAUUGUACGCGUGGAGUAGAGGGAUGGACUUGCAGCAGCAGCAGCAGCAGCAGCAGCAGAAUCGGUCCGAGCUGGCAGGCGCAGGAGGAGUCGCAAUUGAUGGCGGAAUGGUGGCUGAGAGAGUUGGUGGCGGGGUGAUAUCUGUCCACAGUCCAUCCCAAGGCGGAACCCCCCCCGAUCCGUUUGCGAGGGGUGAUCUUCAUUUCCAUCAACCCCAGAAUCAGCAGCAGCCGCAGCGAGUUCUUGAAAGUCAUGGAGAGCCACAGCCGAUUUCGGCUCGCUUAGAUCAGCCGCAGCAACCGUCGCAGCAGCAUUCGGCUUACGCUCACGUACUGCAAGGCCAGUAUGUCCCGCAGCAGGCUUUUCACGGGGUGCCAUCGAAGCUCGGCUAUCGUGUUGAGCAUCAGGGAGGUGGAGGAGGAGGAGGAGGAGGAGGAGGGCACACGAUUGCAUGUUCAGCUCCGUCUUCUCCGCGGUUUCCGACUCGCCAAGUGCUUCCUCAGCAGCAGCAGCAGCAGCAGCCUGCAUUUCGCGGCUCGCCGCCGCAGCACGAGCCGCACCUGCGGAUGAUGUGCGAGGAGCUGGCCAUACAAACGGCGUGUGGCAGGGUUCCGCAGCAGCAGGGGUAUUUGUCAGCCUCCCCGCCGCGGGACUUUGGGCCUCACCAGAGGCUAGCUGAGGAUUCCAACGGCAGUUUGUAUGGGCCCCGAUAUCAGCACUUGGCGGGAUUGCACCAUCAGCAGAAGAUGGGAUCGUCGCCCUUGAGCUAUGAAGCGGCGCCUCGAGUGGCGGACCGUGGUUUGGUUCAUCCUGAAAAACAAGAUCAUCGUGGCCACGCCUACAGCGGCGAUGGCGGGGACUACAUGUCGUUUGCUUUUGGCGGGCCCCUCGUGGGGCCAUCAUUGUCCAAUCAACACCAACUCCAGCAGCAGCAUCAGCAGGAGCAGUCAGGUGCCCAUGGGACACCUCGUGGACGGUAUGGAUCGCCCAUGUAUCAUUAUCAGGAACGUCUAUUUGAGCAGCAGACGGGUGACCAGGCGGCGUCAGUAUUACUGGCCGGGGGAGGGGGGUUUAUGGCAGUACAUAACGACACGACGGUUGGGGUGGGAGCGGCAGCAGCUGGUGGAGGUGGUGCUGGGACCAAACCAGAAGGGGAUGGCGGGGGAAUUGCCGCAGAGGUGAAACACACGUGGCCUGGAGACGAUAACGUGAACCGGGAAGAGCCUCUCAAACGACUACCGGAGCGGGCAACAAUCGUGCGGAGGCCUCUCAGACUGCCGGAGGAUAGAGAAGCGUUCUUGGCGGUUCCGGAUUACUUGACGGGCAAUCACAGAGGGGUAGGGGGAGGGAGCGACGACGAGAACUCGCUCAGCUAUUAUACUCGUGGAGGGGCUAUGCAGGAAGGAAUUAGCGCGCCUCGUGGGCUGACAGUUUACGGGGAAGGGGCGGAAAUAGCAGCGGAAGGCGGAGGAUAUAACGAACAAGGGGGAGGAAGAGGAGGAGGAGGGGGAUGCCUUAGCCAUGAUGUUCCCAAUAGUGCAUGGGGCGCGUUCAUUGCAAGGGGAGCCAGGGGUAGCGAUGGUGAUUUGACAAGUUUGGCAGAGCGCGCCGAUUGCAGUGGUGGUAGCAGUUCCGCUUCGUCCCCUGGACUGGCUGGCGUGGGUCAGCAUCAGGCACAGGCACCCAUCGCGGGGAUCCACUUGCCUCAGGGGUAUGUGGCUCAAGGCAAUCAGCACGUGGUGUAUGGUUGCCAUCUCGGGACUGGAGUCGUCGUCGCAGGCAGCAUGCGGACUGAAGCCGGAGACUCCGGCUCGGGCUUAAUCAGCGGGCAAGGAGCGGGGGGCAUUUCAGUUGAUGAUGCUGUCGCCUCCUCGCGAGUGCACUCUUCACAGUGUGACCGACCUGACGUGGGAGGAGGACACGUGGAGGGCUAUGACAUCGAAACGGGUUUUGUCGGGGAGCGUCUGGCGACUACGAUUGGAUCGGAGGGCGAAGGAAACUCGCCUGCGUAUGUGACGUUGAGAGGAACCUCGUUGGACCUGCAUUCUGUCAGCGCGUGCUCUCAAGGCGUCAAUGUGCUGGAUGAUGCGGCGGGAGGGUCCUCGGUUUCGGACGAGAAGGACGACAUCAAUACGCUGAUCGUGGGAAGCGCGGAUGGUGUUGAGCUGGGGGAGAAGGGGGUGAGGUCACCGGUUUGUGCGGAAUGUGGACAAAUCAUGGCAACUAAAGUUCCGAGUGAAAGUGUCGUAGAGGAGGCUCCCAUCGGUCAUUCUGCAGAAGGCAGUGCUGCUUACUUGGGGGUCGAUUUCCCAAGCAACUGCCCAGCCAGGGAGCAUGGCGAACCACUCGGGGCUGAACGUGCUGUACCUGCCGCCAGUACGGGGAGAUCCGACGACGGAGGAGGCCAUACGAUUACGGCAGAAAGGAGAGAGGACCUUAAAACGGCAAGGCAUGUGGAAAACGGCGGCGGAGAUGAAGUGGGGGUGUCUUCUGGAGACAUACUGAGUGUGCGGAGUUGGGCGCGGGCUGAGCAGCAGCUCUCGCACCCAGUCCGCGUUGAUUCUACCGUUAACUCAUUACUCGUGGGGGAGGUUUCGCUGGAAAUGGGAGAGGGGUGGGGUGGUGACUCGGCUGAGGCUAUGAAACGGACGGAGGUGGUGCCGAGUACUAGCAGUGAUGCCGCUGCGCCCAUCGCAGGAAACGAUGAACGGGAGAUCACUGACAGAAGAAAGGCUAACUUCAUGUCCGGACUGACGAUCUCCUGCAGCUCUAUUCAUCUCCCUUCCAUUCUAGAGUCAGAUGAUGAUUCCGCUUCCGUUCUUAUUUUGGAUCUGGACAUCGACAGAUGUACGACGACGUCUGAAGCUGAGCCUGUGAACAUCGAAGCGUUGGGAGAGCUAGGGGGAGGCAUCGAACGGAGAGCGGCGGGGACUGCUGCGAAAGAGAAGGAUGCGGAGGGAAAGAACGGUCGAGAACAGUUGGUAGCUCCGUGCGACAAGAAUCAGUCGGUGGUUCCCCCGAUGGUAAAGCCCUCAGAUGAAGGGAGGGAUGGGAGAUCUGUUAAGGAAACGUCUGCCGACCAGAUGCCAAAUGUGGCUGAUGAUGAUGCUUCUCAGCGCCGUAAACCCUCACCGAUAGCGUUCCAGCUGGAAAACUACAAACACCAGAUAAUUGACGAUGCAGAUCUGGAAGAGUUAAAGGAAUUGGGGUCGGGAACAUUUGGAACAGUCUAUCAUGGGAAGUGGAAGGGUACAGACGUGGCAAUCAAGAGGAUCAAGAUCAGCUGUCUCAACGAGCAGCGUGUGGUGAGCAUGGUUAACAAUGGUGUGCAAGAGCUGAAGAUGUACUGUGUCGGGAGAACAGGUCAUAGAGGUAUGAAUGACGUUAUCGUCCAAGCUUGCCACUCUGUGGGAAUGACCAUCCUAAUCGAGGUGGCCAGGGUUAACGACCGUGUGCAAGAGCUGAAGCGGAAUCUCAAUUCCUGUCAGCAUCUCUCUGAGAUGAUGAUGGAUCGUCGUAAACGUGUCCAGAUUGCACUCGAUGCUGCUUUUGGAAUGGAGUACCUUCAUGCCCGCAAGAUCAUCCACUUUGACUUGAAGUGCGAAAACCUGCUUGUCAACAUGCGUGAUCCUCAAAAGCCUGUGUGCAAGGUUGGAGACUUGGGCCUUUCGAAGCUGAAGCUCCAAACUAUGAUAACAGGCGGAUUGCGUGGGACAUUGCCGUGGAUGGCUCCAGAGUUGCUGGAUGAGCAUGCGAAAGUUGAUGAAAAGGUUGACGUGUUCUCUUUCGGAAUAAUAAUGUGGGAGCUUCUGACUGGGGAGAUUCCGUAUGGGAAUAUGCACUAUGGUGCAGUCAUAGGUGGGAUUGCAAACAACACAUUGCGGCCAGCGAUUCCGGACUGGUGUGAUCCUCCCUGGCGUAAUUUGAUGGAGAGAUGCUGGGCAACAGAUGUUAAAGACCGGCCAACAUCGUCUGAGGUGGUUAAAUGUCUUCGUGAGAUGUUAUGAAGGAGAGUGAUUGAUUUCAGUUUGUCAGUUUCAGGUGCGUAUUGUGUUAAGAGGCUUAUGCCUGCUUCCUCCUGCGGCUGUCCGUCUAAGAUCAAACCUGCCUUGCAGAUGCGAAGGUAGGCAGCAAAAUGCGAAAGUCGGGGGUUGGAGGUCUGGUGUUGCUGUGGUUCAUUCCCAUUCAAGUUUGCCUCCUGGGACAGAUUCGCCUGUUUGGACUGUGGGUGACGACCUUGUCACCUGUGGCUUGACGGCGAUGAGGGGAAGGACCUGUUGAUAUAUGAUGUGUUCUCCCAAUGCAGGCGGUGGUGGAUUCGACCUCCUCCAGGCUUCGCCUUUUGUCUACCAGCCAAGCAGCUCUAUAGUGCAAACUGCACAACAGCAGAGCACGGAAACAAAUCCGGAGUGGGUGUUGGGCUCCCUCCUAAUGUAUAUAUUGUGAGUGCGGACGAAAAGCUAUAUAUAGGGAUGUGUUCCAUCCCCAUGGGAAGUGGAGAAGCAGACGGGAGUAUGGUCAUUACUCGAUCUGCACUCAAGGAUUGGAUUGUUGUCAGAGAUAGGCCUUUCUUGUCUUGCCUUGUUGGAAUUCUCCUCUUGCUGUAUAGGAGAUAGGUCCUUCUUGUCUGUAAUUUGCGAUCUUUGUUGAAAUUCCCUCAUUCUGUAUAGGAUGUGUCUAACAUAUGGUGUUCUUGUGUGCAAUUCCUUCUCUGCUUGUAGGCUGUGUAAAAUAAGGCAUCAGGUCGCUUCAUGGUUAUUUGGUUUAUCAUUGCGGGCUCCUGCUGUGGAGCUCGAUAAGGUGGAUUUAAUGUAGUUGAGGGAGGCAUGAAACAUGUCAUGCUCAGCACUUCUGUUGUUUCUGACCUCAAGUUUGCCGUGCAUGGCCAGAUCUUGCCAGACUGCUGUUGCUGAAAAAGAGAGAUGUAGUUAGUUGGUGGUUUGGUGUGCAGGAAGGGGGGUGGUGGGGGAAUGGUUGGAAGUAGUGGGGUUUUCAACCGUUUUUGUUAUUUCUUGAAGAAUGUCUUACCGUUCACUGUGUUGUUACUUUUGUUAGUUUUUAACUUUUUGUUGUAUUUUGAACUAUUUUAGUAUUUUGCCCUUUCUUUUUCCGAUGGGGUUUGACAUUCAUGUCGCGGGGGACUAAUAAGAAGGCUGCCAAACACUGUACGGUGUAUGAUAUCGAAAGAUCUGUGAAACAUGUGCGGAGGUUUGUCACAGCUGUAUAUGCUUGAUGUGAGCUGCGCGGUGCAGUCAACUGACAUGAAGCCGGGCUUCUUAGGCUUUGGGUACAGUCAAGCCGGACUUCUGCACCACUGGGGGUGGUUAAAGCGGGCGCGUUUUUUUGCCAUUGGUGAUUGGUUUCGGACAUGCGAGGCUUAUAAAGUUAUAUUAACGGAUCAUCAAAAUCCGGCCGACUGAAUCAGGUGAUUUUCCCGGAGUCUUUGUCUCCUUCAUCGAGAUGGCAAGAGGUUUAUGACGCUUCAUGGAAGGACUGAAGUAAGAGUGGAAGCUGAGGAAGGAAAAAGGUGAAGAAACAUUUUGUUAAUGUCAAGGAGCUUGCAGCUUGAAGCAGUGGAUGAUGCGAAGAGCAAUGAGCCAUGUGAGUCUGAUGUCUCACCUGUCAAUUGAGAUGAAGAAGGGAUUUGUUCCAUGGAGUGAAGGAAGAAUGCAUGUACACAUCGCAGCAGAGGAAAAAGGGGAAAAAAAGAAGAGUGGAUGUACAGGAAGGAAAAAGUGAAGGGAGAUUUUGGUAAGAAGGAUGGUGAUUGAAGUAGCGGGUUGUAGCCAUAGGGAGGGCAAGAGCCAUCGGAGGAGAGACGUCCCACGUACUGAUGGCAUGGGAUUGAAAGAGUCGAUGCGAUCAAAAGAGUCGAUCUUGUGUCGAAUGGGAUGAGAAGGGGCUUGUUUCUAUGGACAGAAGGAAGAGCAGGUAUGCGGUGGCGAAAAAGGUGAAGAGAUGUAUUCUGGUAAAGAGGCUGCAGGUGGAAGCAAGCAUUGUAACAAGCCAUAGAAGAGGUAGUUGGGAGAAAGAACAGUGCGACGAGUAUGAAAGGGAGGUAGAAGCAGCAGUGGAAAGUCAGGUGUUGCUUGCUUGCUUGCUUGCUUGCUUGCUUGCUUAUCCAGUACUUCGAGGGGCUUUGGAACCAACCCCCUUCAACAGCAACCGACGCCUUUUACUCUAUAAGUGCAACAGCGGAAGCAGCGUGCUCUGGUGGAAUUGAACCAGGUCACAACAUGUUGAGCACCAUCAGUGUUAAGUUGUGAACACCGUUCCAUUGGAUGCUUGCUCUCCCCUUGUUAACCUGUGUGUUGAAGGUGUCCCAGCUCUUUUGUGUUUGAAGCAGCUCUUUGCUUUCAGUUGGGAAGAAGCAGCUCUGUGCUUUCAGUUGGGGAAGAUUUGGGGCCUUGAGACUGUCUACAUGGCAUGUAAUUCUGUUUUGGAGCGCAGUGCACGGCAGCGUCUUUGUGUUUUCACCAUUGAAUAAAGUCGAUUCUUCGCUGCGGUCGUUUUGCAUGGGAGCCUCAAAGUCUCAGCGUGAGGUUUUUGAUCAUCAUUCGAGGUUAGUGGUAACUUCAGAUUCAACGUCAUGUCUGGUAUUUGUAUGUGCAAUAUUUUUCGUGUUAUUACGUUGUUGACGUCUUUUAUGAUCAAGUUUUAUGUGAGUUUGCGUGCAAUUGGUGCAAUCGAAACGCAGGGACUGUUAGAGUAACCGCCAUCGGGUGGAGGGAUUUAAGCUUCUGUUUCCGUUUGACCUUAUGUACAGAGCUUGAAACGGAGGCUGGGGGGGGGAGGGAGGCUGGGAGGUGUACAGAGUUGACAUAAUAGGAGGAGGAGGUUAUGAUGGGAUGCAGGAUGAUGAUAUUUUUGGGAGGGGUGAACAGGUGGUGUGAGAGAGGCGGCCAAAUGGGAAAAACAGUUUUACAUUUUGUCAUGAGGUAGGCUAGCAGACAUGGAUAGAUAGCCAUUGGAGCGGACCGUGGAGACCUAAUGGGAAGGGUGACCAGAGAUGAAAGAUGGGUAGGCUGCCAGAGACGGGAUGAGGGUAUCUUCGGGAGGUGCAGACAGAAGGGGGCGAAAGUGGUGGCCAAAUGAGAAGGAACAGUCUGCCAUUUUGUCAUGACGUAAGGGUAGAGCUGGGCUGACAGAGAUGGAUAUUGCUAUUGCAGUGGAUGUGGAGAUCGAAAGGGGCAAGUCGAGGAGGUGGGGGGGGGGGGGAAUAAAGGCACAGCCGCACAGGCCCUGUAGCAAAGCUGCCUCCUCGUCCUCCACCUUGCACUACUGUCGUCUCUUUGCCAAUCUUCUGCACUUUCUCGCAUGGAUAUUCAUGCUGUGUGCUUUUUUGACAUUAUAUGGUCUGCAUUGAGUCGGUUGGGGUUGUGUCAGUUGGAUGCUCCUGUCGUAUGCCGUCCUCAACCACCGAAUGUACUUAUCAUUGGUACGCUAGACCCCGAAAUUCUCUCUAUGACUUAGUUGUAAUCCCUGUGUUAGAGUUUAGCUGAGGAGUUAAAUGUAGGAGAGGGAGGUUGCCUGCAAGCUGUUCUGUGACUGGUGUCGACUUUCGCCCAUCUUUGUUCGCAGCAGGCUGUCGUCAACCUGGUCAACCUUCUUUGGUUGUUGAUGUUCUAGAUUACUGACGAUUACGCUUAGCUUGUCGAUUCCCAGAAACGUUCUUUUUGUUAAUUGGAAACUUCUUGAGAAGAGAGAGAACAAAGGGGCAUGUCGGUG
Chara braunii is the source of this 10440-nucleotide messenger RNA. Lineage: Eukaryota; Viridiplantae; Streptophyta; Charophyceae; Charales; Characeae. The record is from the annotation of a GenBank genome assembly.